Messenger RNA from Meloidogyne enterolobii, 746 nucleotides. The record is from the annotation of a GenBank genome assembly. Lineage: Eukaryota; Metazoa; Nematoda; Chromadorea; Rhabditida; Meloidogynidae.
AUGGAUCAUUUAUGUAGAGUAUGCGAGGAACGCGUAACAACCAACGGAUUCCGAAAUGCUCAAAAAUGUGAAUGGUUUAAUAGACCUGGUCAUUUCACUGGAACUUUUGAUGCUGUAAUUAAAAUUACUAGAAAUGAAGGAAUUCGUUCUUUAUGGAGUGGGUUAUCCCCCACAAUGCUUAGUGCUGUGCCAGCCACAGUUUUUUAUUUUACUUUAUAUGACAAUUUACAUAAUAUUUUACGUGAAAGGAUAGGAAGUAAAAGCUUUUUUGCUCCAUUAUUGGCAGGUUCAUUAGCUCGAGCAUCUUCUGUUACAAUUGUUUCUCCUUUAGAAUUAAUUCGAACAAAAAUGCAGUCAGAAAAACUUUCAUAUUUUGAAUUAAUAUCAGCAAUUUCAAGAACUAUCCGUUCUGACGGUUAUAGUGCUUUAUGGCGUGGUUGGACAGCCACAAUGUUACGUGAUAUUCCUUUUUCUGCUAUUUAUUGGACUUGUUAUGAAACUUUUAAACAACAAUCUUUAUUAUUUUUAAAUGUUGAAAGAAUUAAUUUUACUUAUAGUUUUUUAUUUGGAUCAUUAGCUGGUAAUAAUAUUUUGAAAAUAUAUUUUAGAAAGGAUUUUUAGAAUAUUAAAGUUGAGAUUAUUUUAAUAUUUAAUGCAAAUAAAAAUAUACGGGAUUCUAAAGGGUAAAUGAUCAUGAGGGAGAGAAAAAAAAGUCAAAUUUCCUAGUAAUUGUUGAAAUCGAUUGG